Cephus cinctus (wheat stem sawfly) is the source of this 1543-nucleotide messenger RNA. RefSeq names its product endoplasmic reticulum resident protein 29 (gene wbl). Gene Ontology annotation, cellular component: endoplasmic reticulum lumen; endoplasmic reticulum. Bases 254 to 997 code for a protein of 247 amino acids. The record is from RefSeq and is a predicted model, not a curated record. NCBI's taxonomy places the organism in Eukaryota, Metazoa, Arthropoda, Insecta, Hymenoptera, Cephidae. The transcript is spliced from 3 exons. Gene Ontology annotation, biological process: protein secretion.
UCGACAUGCCAACGUGGUAAAUCCCACACCGCCAUGAGAAAACACGAGCAGUUGCUUUAGAAGCGUUCAUACUUGGUAGCGAAUCGCGAGAACGGUAGUGCCAGUAAUUGAUGCUAAAUUCUUGUUAUUUGUACCUGGUUCUACUAGCGAACGCGAAACUUGGUUGAUAAUUGAUUCAGAAGGUGGGUGCUGCUUAUAAGGCUGGACGAUAAUUCCUAUUAGGGUCUCUAUUCCUCUUAUCAGUGAUCUAACUAUGCGCGCCCUUUGGAUUGUUAUUACUACCUUUGGAUGUGUUUUGAUAGCUGCCAAUGCUGAGAGUUGCAAGGGAUGCGUACCCCUUGAUUCUUUCUCCUUUGACAAGGUUAUUCCAAAAUUCAAAGCGGUUGUUGUGAAAUUCGACGUUGCUUUUCCUUACGGCGACAAACACGAUGAAUUCAGGAAGAUUGCAGCGGAUACGAAGGACUCACAGGACCUCUUGGUAGCUGAAGUGGGAGUUAAAGAUUUUGGAAAUAAGGAUAACUCUGACCUUGCUCAAAAAUAUGACAUAAACAAAGACGAUUACCCUGCCAUUCGUUUGUUCGUUCAAGGACGUAGCGAACCUUACAAAUUUGUUGCUGAGAAAGAUGAAGAUUUUACGGCAGAUAAUAUUAAGAGAUUCAUCAGAUCUCACUCUGGAGUCUAUCUGGGCCUUCCAGGUUGCGUUGAGCAGUUAGACAGACUUGCUAAGGAAUAUCAAAGUGCUAAUGAAAGCGAAAGAAAGAAAAUUUUGGAGAGAGCCAAAAUCUUCGAAGAUACGUUAUCUGAAGAACAACGUACUGCAGCAAAGGUUUACGUAAAACUGAUGGAACGAAUAAUGGAGCGCGGUGACGUUUUUGUACAGACUGAACAAACACGAUUGGAAGGUCUUCUAAAGGGAAAAUUAUCGAAUGAUAAAAAGCGUGUGAUGGAGGAAAGAAGAAAUAUAUUACAGUCCUUCACAUCCAGGGAUGAACUUUGAAGAACUUUCAGUACAGGCUGUAGUGAAAUACGAUUUGGGGUAGAUUCGGGAAAAGUCGUAAAACAUUUGAAUUUUUUAAAACGGCCAAUUGUUACCAAUUGUUGCGACUCCGCCUCCUAAAUUUAAAUCAAACGAUUGUUGUUUUCUUCAAAAACUUUAACAAAAAAACGUGAUUAAAUUUUGCCACGAAAUAUUUGGAGCACUGAAGGGUUGAUGAAUUUUCAGGCACUUACAAUUAGAGACUCACGAUUUACUAUCAUUGCGUUGAACGGAGUCGAAGUUUGAAAUCAUGAAAAUAAUGAUUUUUGUGCAGUUAAACUUAUUUGAAGUACUUAUGAAGUAUUCUGGAUCUUAUAAUGUAAUAAAGAAUAAGCGCAACAAUCUUUUUUAUAAAAAAAGAAGCACUUUAUUCUAAUAUAAACACCCAGAGGUACAAGACGUACAAGCUAUUGUUUUAACACGCGUGGAAUGAUCCGAAUAAAAAAAGUAUGAAGUCGUAGUUGUAACUGCCAAUAUUUCAUACAAUGUGUAAAAUCGAAAAAAAAA